AUGAACAGCAGUACAACCCAACAAGAUAACACUUUACUUGAUAUUCCACUCACUAAGCCGGGUCAGGACCUCAAGUCGGAGACCUACAAAGAGACUCCACCUAUGUCCGACUUUAUCUACCCGACUAAGAAACCGACUACAUCUGAAUCCCAACCAUCGUCAUGCUGGCGCACUCUAUUAAAGGAAGACGGGACCUUUAACUAUAACUCUGCUAUCAGCUGUCUGAUAAGCUUUUUGUGGUUACCACUCCAGUUGGGGUUCUUGACAUCUCUAAUGGUAUUCAAAGAAGCAAAAGAGGCGGAUAUAACGGCCAAAUUACUUGCCAGCCAAACUGAGGCACCGGAACUAUACGGUCUAUGGCCAUUGCACUAUCUCACUUCCAUUCUUUUGGUUCUACAGAUCAAUACUAGCUGGAGUUGUUUUUUGAGCAGCAAUCCAACCCUUUCCACUACCUAUAAAGUCAUCAAAGGCUUUAUAGUUAUGACAGUGGUCAUUUUCUUUGUCCAAGGCACGUCUAUGGCCAUUAGUCGCCUCUGCCACUUUGGUACCGACUACAUCCUCAAACACUAUGACUGUGGCGGGCUUAGUGUCUUUAUCACUUGGGCCUUCAUGCUGACCGUAUACAUGUCGGUCGGUCAUUGGGGGGUGCACUUUGCCUCUAAACAGGCUAAAGAUCUCAUUCUUAUUACUUACAUCUUCUUGGCCGCCCUUAUGUUCGUGGAUGUUGUUUAUCUCAUCUACUAUUAUCAGCAAUUUGGAGUUGGCGAAUGCCAUGCUAACAUAUAA
Molecule: messenger RNA, 786 nt
Organism: Nematocida homosporus
Lineage: Eukaryota; Fungi; Microsporidia
Exons: 1
Coding region: 1-786 (261 amino acids)
Source: RefSeq, a predicted model, not a curated record